Drosophila eugracilis is the source of this 1098-nucleotide messenger RNA. RefSeq names its product voltage-dependent anion-selective channel. The transcript is spliced from 3 exons. NCBI's taxonomy places the organism in Eukaryota, Metazoa, Arthropoda, Insecta, Diptera, Drosophilidae. Gene Ontology annotation, cellular component: mitochondrial outer membrane. The record is from RefSeq and is a predicted model, not a curated record. Bases 38 to 1057 code for a protein of 339 amino acids. Gene Ontology annotation, biological process: monoatomic anion transmembrane transport. Gene Ontology annotation, molecular function: voltage-gated monoatomic anion channel activity.
GGGAAAAAAAUUCAAAAUUGAUUGUUUAAAUUCCAAAAUGUCUUUGAGGCAAAGGAUCCGUAGCUUGUUCAGAAGUAACAAAAGGAAACGUCAAGAUAGCGUGGACAACAGUGGUGAUGAUGGUGGAAAUGCACAAGAAAAGGGCAAUGAACAGGAGGAGGCUAAGAAGGAAAGCAAUGUGGAAAUCUUGCCAGAGCCGUUGAAGGAGUCCGAGUUACCCACUUUCUUUCAUGUGGGACUUUUGGCGAAGAUGUGCCUUGUUCACGGCUACACAAAUGGGCCGUGGAAACUACAGUGCACCUCUAAAACGGAGGAUAACUUCUUUAUGAGCACCUUCGGCGAGGGAUAUCCUACAUGGAAUUCUGUCUACGGAGGACUUGAGAUCUACAAAGAGCAGGGAAACUUUCACGGUUCUUUGGCUUGGUUGACCGACGGAUUCUUCCUGUCGGAUGUUGGAGCCAAUGGUAAAAAUCUAGGAGGGAUGUGGUCUUCCGUCCUUAAGUCUAUGAUCACCACUAGUGAUGGUUUUAAAUACCAAUGCAAAGUGAAGUGUGGUUUCGAACGCAGCCCCGUGAAAAUGGAGUUCUAUAUUCCCAUUUACAAGGAACCCCUAUUUAUGGGCUACAUUCUAGUUGAACCUGCCAAAAGUUAUGUUUUGGGUUACCGCACAGUGUUCAAUGUGGAGGAUAAGAAGUUUGACAUGCACUCCCUUUGCGUGGGCUGUAUCAAAGACUCGAUAGAAGUGGGAAUGAAACUAGAGAAUUUCGAGACUGUUCGAGGAUCGAUAUUUCAGCGCAUUGGAUCGAAGUGGGCCUUGGCUUUGAAGGCAAACCUUUAUGGAAACGUAAAUGCGAAGCUUAUCACCAUUGGCGGUCAGUACGAGUGGGAACCCGGAACAUUGCUGAAGGCAAAACUGCGGGGAGAUACUCGACUUGGAUUUAUUUUUCAACGCAAGCUACGUGAAGAUAUUGAAUUUCUGUUUCACUUUGGCUUUCAAGGAAAAGAUCCUAUUAAUGGAAAGCAUAAGGUCGGCAUGUCUUGGUAUUUUAAUGUUUAGACACUAGGUUACUGAUCGAGUUUCGCUUUUACUUUUUUGAU